UUCCAGAGAGAGAAGCAAAUGUCUUACGCUGCUGUAACUUCGCUUAUGGAAACACUGUAUCUACAUUUCUUGCAAUCACAGACACGCUUCCCUCUUGAAGAUUUAGAGGCACAGAUCAAAGAUGCCAAUAAAAAUCUUGGCUUGCUGCAACUAAUUCUUGAGGCGAUUGCCAAUGAUGAUGCGGGGGCCAUGAAAGAUGGAGAGAUUGAGUUGGAUUCAAAGGGUUGGACGAAGCAGCGUCUUCUUCGUAUAAAGGCUUGCCUCCCCAGGGUUCAUGGAAUCUUCAAUCAAGCAGUCAAGCGACUAUGUAAAAAGCAGCUAUUGACUUCUAGGCUCAGAGAGGUGAUUGAAGUCAAACAAAAGAUAGUUUCUCUCCAUGAAAAUCUGGGCUUGCUGCAAAAAAGUCUUGAGAAAUUGGAGAUCGGCUGUAAUGAUGCGAGGGUGCUGAAAGAUUUAGAGGCGCAGAUCAGAGAUGCAUCGUUCAAAGCGGAAGAAAGGAUUGAGAUGGAGUUGACUGCCAUUUAUCUACCAAACGGCAAGGGGGAUAAUCUUCAUAUAGCAGCUAGCCUGCUCAGGCUUCAUGAAAUCUUCAAAGAAGCAGAAAAACAGACUGAUUACCACAGGAAGAAAUUGAUUAGGAUUCAAACUAAAUACCAGCUAAUUCCAAAGGUUUCACUCCUUGGUCGGAUCCGACCAAGAGGACUACUGCUUGUGAAAGGAGGAGGAGGAUUAUCACAGCCUGAUCAAGCACACAAGAACAUUAUUGUGAGUAAAUUUUCCAGAAACACUUCAAAGUUGGACAGUAGAAUGGUGGGAUGCCAUGAGGCGUUCAAGACAAUAUUGGAUAAGCUCACGCAACAAUCAACUAAGGGGAGACAAGUUGUUUCAAUUGUUGGCAUGGGAGGAAUAGGCAAGACCACUUUAGCACACAACGUUUAUGAACAUCUCUCAAUUACUUCUUAUUUUGACAUGCAAGCAUGGGUUACUGUAUCCCAAGAGUUUAACGAGGAACAAAUAAUCCGAUGCCUUAUUGGUUGUGUUACAGCAGCAUCAAGAGAUGAACUCCAUAAACAGAGCACUGACCAAGACCAAUUACCCAAAUUCAGCACUAACCAAGACCAGUUAGCUGAACGCCUGCGUAAACACUUGAAGGAACAAAGAUAUUUGAUAGUGAUAGAUGAUAUAUGGAGCACUACUGCUUGGGAUAGUGUGCAAAGAUGCUUUCCAGAUGAUAAUAAUGGAAGCCGUAUACUAUUGACUUCUCGACUCAGAGAGGUGGCAGAAUAUGCUAGCUCAGGUACCUCUCCUCUUAACAUGCCUUUCUUAGAUGCCGAUGAAAGUUGGAAUCUCUACGGCAAAGUCUUUGGUAAAACUGAAUUCCUUCUUGUGUUUGAGCAAAUUGGUAGAGACAUAGUGAGGAAAUGUAAAGGAUUACCAUUAGCUAUUACUGUAGUAGCUAGUCUUCUCUCCAAGAUAGAAGAGGAGGAGGAAAAGUGGAAGAAUGUUGCAAAAAGUGUAAUGGGUGAUUCUAGUGAUGCAUGUUCUAGAAUACUAUAUUUGAGUUACAAUCAAUUACCACACCGCUUAAAAGCUUGUUUUCUAUAUUUUGGAAUUUUUGAAGAAGACUAUGAGAUCUCUGUGAAGAAGUUGGUUAGGUUGUGGGCGGCAGAGGGAUUUUUGAGCACUGUGAAGCAUGUGAAUUUGGAGAAAGUGGCUAUUGAAUGCUUGCAAGAUCUUGUUGAUAGAAGUCUUGUUAUAGUUAGCAAGCAUAGAUACAAUGGGGAAAUGAAGAGAAUAAGAAUCCAUGAUCUAUUGCGAGAUUUGUGCUUGAGAGAAGCUAGACUUGAAAAUCUCUUGAAUGUCAAUGGAGUUAAAAAACCUUGUCGUUGGAUAAGUCAUACAUUAAGAUCUUUCUAUAAUGAAGUCAGGUUUGAAGAUGAGUGCUUCCACAAAUCUCAUUCCUUUCACUUAACUCAUUUUUACUAUUCUUGGAAGGCAGAUGUGAAACGUCUAUUUUCACACUUGAAACUACUAAGAGUACUAGACAUUAGAAAUAGAUUUUGGGAUGGAGUUAUAGACCUAAAUGUGCUUGCAAAUCUUGUUCAUUUGAGAUACUUAGCUUUGUCCACAAAUAAGCGUUCUGAGAUAAAGCUCUUUGAGCAUUGGAAUAUGCAAAGUUUGAUUGUUAGUGGGGGUGGUGUUAUAUUGUAUUCCUCUGAGCCAUCUGGAAUAUGGAAAAUGCCACUAUUAAGGAAUUUUUGCAUUGAAAGAAUUUGUUCAUUAGAAACUCCGUCAGUUGUUUAUAGAAACUUAGAGAAUAUAUCUUGGUUGGAUUCUAAGUUAUGUACAAAGGAUCUAUUUACAAUGACUCCGAAUUUAAAACAUUGGGAGUUGAUGGUGGAUACUGUGUUAUUAGUCUAGAUUGUUUUUAUAAUUUUGUGCACUUGGAGCAGCUUGAGAAACUAAACAUCAGAAUGUGGAACCUUGUUAUGUGUAGCAUCCCAUGGGCAACUAGUUUACCAAAUCUUAAGAAGCUCAGCUUGUUGAAGUGUAAUCUGCAGUGGAGUGAGCUGAGCGCUAUUAGUAUGUUGCCUAAUCUGGAGGUUCUAAAACUGAUAGAUGCUUGUAAAGGCCCAGAGUGGGAGACAUCUGAUGGAGGGUUCCAUCGAUUGAAGAGGUUGGUAAUUAAAAAAAUAAAUUUCCAAUGUUGGAAUGUUGUGGGUGACCAUUUCCCUAUGCUUGAAUGUUUAGAGAUAAGUGAGUGCUAUUGGUUGAAAGAAAUCCCUCGUGGUUUUGCCGAUAUCACCACACUAGCAUUGAUUCAGUUAAGCAAAUGUAGGGAUUCCCUUGUGGCUUCUGCAAAGUGGAUUCAAGAAGAGCAAAACAACAACUAUGGAAAUGAUGCCCUCCUUGUUCGUUACUAAAAUGUUAAGACUUCAUGGUGUAAGUGGUUUGAGGAGGAAGAGAGUGAUGAAUGAAUAGCAGUAUAUAGGAAGGCAUGGUGAAAUUGUUGGAGGAAAUGACAAAUCUGAUGGAUGGUGCUUCCAUUGCAGGGGAAUAGAAUUUUUAUUUAUUCAUUUAAAGUCUCAGAAAUCUGUUUUGUUUCUGAAGUGAAGUGAAGUUUGUACAGAUUUUGGUGCUGGGGAAUUAGUUUGUAGAUAUGAUGGUUGCAAUAUAGCUGCUCUGCACUGCAAUGAAUAAUCAUUAUCUGUUUAAUUUUCUCUCAUUUUUCUCUAUAUAUCUAACUAUCUGCUUUAUA
Molecule: messenger RNA, 3259 nt
Organism: Ipomoea nil (Japanese morning glory)
Lineage: Eukaryota; Viridiplantae; Streptophyta; Magnoliopsida; Solanales; Convolvulaceae
Product: putative late blight resistance protein homolog R1B-17
Exons: 3
Coding region: 19-2421 (800 amino acids)
Biological process (GO): defense response to other organism
Molecular function (GO): ADP binding
Source: RefSeq, a predicted model, not a curated record